This is a messenger RNA of Capsella rubella, 1005 nucleotides long. Its product is annotated as probable E3 ubiquitin protein ligase DRIPH. The transcript is spliced from 3 exons. The record is from RefSeq and is a predicted model, not a curated record. Lineage: Eukaryota; Viridiplantae; Streptophyta; Magnoliopsida; Brassicales; Brassicaceae. The coding region runs from base 22 to 765 and encodes 247 amino acids.
UUAGAAGAGACCGAAACCAAGAUGGAUUAUGAGAUGAGGAAGCUGUACUCUUGUUUCAUCUGUACCAAUUUGCUCGAUGAAGCAACUGCCCUAAAGAGAUGUCGCCAUAUUUUUUGUUGGAAGUGCAUUCAUGGCAAGAUAGUGGAACAUGACUGGCGCUGUUGUCCAAUCUGCUGUGCUGAUUUUGGUCCAGACCCUCUCAUGAGACUAAGCCAUGACGACCCUCUCUUGCUAUCAAGGGAAGGGGAGAACAUACCUCCAGCAGAUGCUGAAAAUGUGGAGGAAGAUUCAGAUGUAGACUACUCGGACGAAUCUGAGAGUUCUGAUGAAGAUGAUGAUGAUGAUUAUGACACAGACUCUGAUAUGGAAGAUGAGCAGGUAGGAUCAGAGAAGUCUGUUCCUAUUGAAACUGGGAAGGAGGCACAGGUUAUGGAAGAUGCAAAUCCAACCUCGGGAGUUGUUGAGGAGAAUGUUCAGAAACUUGAGGCUGCACUAAUGGAUCAUAAGAUUGUGGACAAGGAUGAGGAAGAGAGGGCCAAGUUGGAAAGGCAAUUGGCUUUACGUGAAGAAAAAGCUAGAGGAAAAAGGCCAAUGGGAUUUGAAUUCCCAGAGGUUGAUUCAAAGAAACGAUUUGCUCAGUUGGUUACGCCUCCAAGUAACCGUCCAAGCCCAGAAGCAAAAGAACAGGUUGGCGAGGAACACACCCCGCGGAACCAGGAUAUGGAGAAGGGAGGACUUGAUGGUUCAAAGCCAACCAGCGGUUAAUGAAUGAAAUUUCUAAGUUGGAAUUGUCGAGGAUUGGGGAAUAAGGCGACAAUUAGGUAUCUAUGGGACUGAAACUACAUCGGUCAGAGUUUUUUUUGUUUUUAAUGGAAACAAAACAAUCUUCUUCCUUUUUAGAAAAAUUUAUAAUAUUAUUUCAGUUGUGAUAAUUUAACUAUGGUGGAACCUUUUGGUUAUAGUGGCCGUUUAGCCCUAUUUUAUAAAUAUAAUGAUUUUAAUGUU